Messenger RNA from Gambusia affinis (western mosquitofish), 1876 nucleotides. It is a transcript of the gene bub1ba, whose product is annotated as BUB1 mitotic checkpoint serine/threonine kinase Ba. The record is from RefSeq and is a predicted model, not a curated record. Gene Ontology annotation, biological process: mitotic spindle assembly checkpoint signaling; meiotic sister chromatid cohesion, centromeric. Bases 130 to 1803 code for a protein of 557 amino acids. Gene Ontology annotation, molecular function: protein kinase activity. The transcript has 13 exons. NCBI's taxonomy places the organism in Eukaryota, Metazoa, Chordata, Actinopteri, Cyprinodontiformes, Poeciliidae.
GAUGGCGGUAAUGCACAAAGUGUAUAUAAACUGCCAUGAAACGCAACAGAAGAAGAAGCGGGAGCCUGUGACGGGAGCGGGUUGUUUGAAUCUUGUUUUGGUCUUCUUCAUAACACUUCCGGUGCAGAGAUGGAAGGAUUGUCGGUCAGCUCUCAAUCAGCCAAUGAGAGCACGGUACAGGUGGAGGCGGGGCUUCAGGAUGGGGGCGGGGCCAGCCUGUGGAGCCCUUACUGUAACGAGGACCUGAUGAGAGGAGGGGAGGAGCUGUGCUUCGAGGAGCUGCGGGCCGAAAGAUACAACCAGCAGAAACAGAAGGAGAUGGAAGAGAAGAUGAGACACCUGAAGGAGCAGCAGGAGCAGCUGAGUCAGGAGCUGGAGGAGAAGAAGAGGCUGCUGCUCAGAAAGUCCCAACAGAUCAGCAACGUGGAUCAACCUGCUGCUGCUCUCUUCAGAAUACUGGAUGAAUCUGGUUCCGUAGAGUCCGCCGGGAAGUCGGCUCCGUCCUCAGACGAGCUGCCAGAUGACGUCUUCCUGCGACCCGAUGAGAAGGGACUCUGUGUGAGGGUCCAGUUUCCAACCCGACCUGACCAGAACCAGCAGCAGAACCAGCCACCAGCUCAGCCGAGUCGGGCCGAGCGGGACCACCGGGCCGAGCGGGACCACCGGGCCGAGCGGGACCACCGGGCCGAGCGGGACCACCGGGCCGAGUGGGACCUUGGUCCCCAGGAAAACGUCUCUCAGCCCAAAAAGCAGCUGAGCCCCAUAGAGGAGAUCAGUGUGGAAGCAGCAUCUCUCAUUUCUCCUGGAGAACUGUCCGGGUCGAACUCCAGUCCACUGGAGCAGAACCAGGAGCAGAACCAGGAGCAGAACCAGGAGCAGAACCAGGAGCAGAACCAGGAGCAGAACCAGGACAGUUGGUCUCGUGCUGUAGAUCCCUGCGACCCGGAAGUCCGUAGACGGCUGUUGGAACGUUUUGACAUCACUUCCUCUCCAAACCUUCAUCCGGAGCAGCGCCCCCUACCUGCUGUUGAGGAGUGCAGCAUUCUGGACCUCGGGGGCGACACAUUCUUCAUUCGAAGCAGACUUUUGGACAGAGGCAGCGUCUCCAUCUUCAGAGCAGCUGCAGAGAAUCAGUCUGUGUUUAUAAAGGUGGAGCGCUGCUCGGCCCCCUGGGAUUUCUACCUGUUCACCCGCCUGAAGGAGAACUCUCCGUCUGCUGACAGACCUGCUCUGAUCAGCUGCUUCCUGUUUGAGGACGGCUGCAUCACCGUCUACAGGCUGCCUGGAGACCUCCAGCUCACUGUUUUGGCGGACUGCGGUCUGGAUCCGGUGUGUGUCGGUGUGAAAGCCGUCCGGCUGCUGGAGCUGGUGCUGCAGCUGCACCGCCGCAGCCUGCUGCAUGCGGGGCUGCGGCCCGGCAUCCUGGCCUCCUGCGGCACCGUGGCGACCCGGGACUGGCUCUUCCCUCUGGACUGGUCGUCCUCGCUGGACCUGGAUCUGCAGAAAGAGGUCCGGACCGUCCAGCAGAUCCCGUCCGCUCAGGCCUACCUCAGGCUGGGUCUGCUGCAGCCCGCCGACCCGCCUCACACCGUGGACCUGGUGGGCGUGGCUGAAACCAUCUACUUCCUGUUGACCAACAGCGAGAUGAAGCCAGAGAAACACGGCAGCAGCUGGACAGUGGAGCUCGACGUCUUCCCGCCGACCUGGCGAAGGUUUUUCUGUUCGCUGCUGAACGCCGGCGGUCGAUCUUCCAUCUCCAUCCUGUCGGAGCUGAAGGACGAACUUUCUAAGUUUUACCUGUGAAGCCUCCGUGUUUCAUGUUGUCUAUUUAAUAUUUUGUUUCAUUAAUAAAUAAAGUAAAACACUAUUUGUUACA